UUUUAAUACUGUGCAUCUGUAAUACUUCAUAUUUCAGUAUGAUUUCUCUCUCGAAGAGCACGCCAUAUCGUUAUAUUACAAGUGCGCAAUCGAAAGGCCAUUGUUGCUGCGCCGAGUUGCCGUACCAAAUGUGAAUGGCCAUCCAGUGGGCAUGCAACUGGCCCCUAUGCAACCCAUGUUGACGUUCGAACCGGACAAAAGCCGACAUGCGGUUAGUUUGCACAAGGGCGUCAGUACUUCACAUAUUUUGCAGCCAACUCCUGCCCAAUGCUCCCAGAAGCCUUGUGGAGUAGCUAGUGACAAAAUCAGCUACGAGGAAUUCGAGUGCUCAGAAAAUAACCCGUUUGACUUUGCUGAACUAAAGUCACUGAACGAUCUGGAAGAAUUGAAGGUUGUUCUUCAGCCGGGCGGCGAGCAGUCUAACAUGCGGCACUGCCAUAGCAUCGAUUCAGAACUAAGUAGAAUGCAUGCCGCUGUCGAUUCUACUGCCAAUAGUGACGUUCAUCCGGCGUCUGGCGUAUCGCGGAACGGCGAAAGUGACCAUGAUCAGUCCUCUUGUUCUGUACUUGAUAUUGCACAAUUCCCGAAGCAAGUAGCCAUCAGAAAUACGUACAUUCCCUCAUUAACUCUGAUUAAUUCUACUACACCUGUUUACCGUCCCGUUCUUCGAUUUUAG
Molecule: messenger RNA, 676 nt
Organism: Soboliphyme baturini
Lineage: Eukaryota; Metazoa; Nematoda; Enoplea; Dioctophymatida; Soboliphymatidae
Source: the annotation of a GenBank genome assembly